Molecule: messenger RNA, 657 nt
Organism: Microsporum canis CBS 113480
Lineage: Eukaryota; Fungi; Ascomycota; Eurotiomycetes; Onygenales; Arthrodermataceae
Product: MOSC
Exons: 3
Coding region: 1-657 (218 amino acids)
Molecular function (GO): pyridoxal phosphate binding; molybdenum ion binding; catalytic activity
Source: RefSeq, a predicted model, not a curated record
AUGUCGGUUCUCAGCGUAUCUGUCUCGGGGGGCCAUGAUUUCUCCAAAACUCCUGCAUCGAACAUCACCCUAGUUCAAAACUUGGGAGUCAAGGGUGAUGCUCAUUUUGGAACGCACGUACAACACCGUUCUAGGCUCCAUAUCAAGCCACCACCCCAAAACCUGCGUCAAGUCCAUCUUAUGCCCUAUGAAAUCCUCUCCGCCGUCGGCGUCCAACCUGGCCAGCUGGGUGAAAACGUUACUACAAAGGGUGUAGACCUUCUAACUCUGGGCAAGGGGACAAAACUUCGUUUUGUGGAUCGGAAUUCAUCGACUGCCAACGGUCCAGUGGUGACUGUGACGGGGCUGAGAAACCCGUGUCCUCAGAUUGACAAAUUCAGGAAUGGGUUACAGGAACACUUCGUAGUCCGGGAUGCUAACCGAGCUAUCGUUGAUCGAAAGGCUGGGAUCAUGGGAGUCGUGGAGGCUGGUGGUGAUAUUCGGCCCGGGAUGACCAUCGUUGUGGAACCGCCAGCGGUUUUUGAGAGGUUGGAAUGUUCAGUCUUCUGUCUCAUGAGGGAUGUGGGUCUUGAUAUUGAUACUUGGUUUCUUCCAAUGUCCGUUGGGCACCCAAGAGGUCCAAGGAUAAAGUCACUCCUGACCUUCCAAUCCAUGUAA